This is a messenger RNA of Acanthosepion pharaonis, 1125 nucleotides long. Lineage: Eukaryota; Metazoa; Mollusca; Cephalopoda; Sepiida; Sepiidae. The record is from the annotation of a GenBank genome assembly.
AUGCACUGGAAAUUUCUACUGACCAUUUUUGUAUUGGUUUAUAUACCUGCUGUUUACUGCCAAGAACCAGUUAUUGUCGAUGCUAUCUUACCAGAAGUCAAGAAAAUUGGAGAAAGUGGUUUCCUUAACUGUACAGUUGCCAGGAAAGGGACAAAUAUUGUGACUUGGACUCAUGUAACUAAUCAACAACCUCUCAGCCGUGAUGAGACAAUCACUCUAAGUAUCAACAAAAAUAUUGAUGGUCAACCAAAGUUUGAAAUUAAAAAACGUUCUUCUUCAGAUGGUGACCGAAUUACAUACAUGUUGAUAAUCCGAGGUUUGCGAGAGGAUGAUGCAGGGGAUUAUUCAUGUACUAUUGAAAUCCAGGGGAAGAAAAGUCAAGAAUGGCCUUCCACAAUUGGUAAACUGACUGUCCAAGUUCCUCCGAAGGUUCUGACUUCUUUGACAACAACAAGAAUUGAAUCAAAAAUUGGAGAAACACAAGUACUUCGAUGUGAGGCAACAGGAAUUCCUCGUCCAAAUAUCACUUGGGUACGAGCAGAUGGUGAUGCCCUACCAAAUAUGAAAUUCACUCAUCGUGGGAGUGUAUUAAAACUGGACAACAUACGUCGUACAGACCAAGGUGUGUACAGGUGUGUAGCUGAUAAUACUGUUCGUCCACCUGACCAGUAUGAUGUCCAAUUGUUAGUUUUUUCACGUCCCCUUGUACGAUCUGUCCAAAAUACAGUUGGUCAAGCUGCUAAUGGAAAAUAUUCAGCUAAAUUAGAAUGUAAGAUAUCAGCUUAUCCAGAUGCAGUACUGAGAUGGUAUAAAAAGACAAGUCAAGGCAAAAUGCUAAUCAAUGACGAUGACAAAUAUGACAUCCAGAAAUUACAGAGUUCUGAUUUGAAUUUGGGCGAGACAUGGUAUUAUUUGAAAGUGAAGAAUAUCCAAGCGAAUGAUUUUGGUGACUAUUACUGUGAAGGCAGUAACAGUCAAGGCACCGAGUCAACAAGAAUUAUAUUAUUUGAAACCUUUGAAUGUCAAGGACCCAACUGUCCCUCAACUUUCAACAGCCGAGGCUCAAGACUUAAUGCAAUCUUAGCUAUCAUUUUUUUCUUUAGCUAUUGUCUUACAUUUCUUUAA